AUGCAAAAUUUAAAUCAAAAUACCUCUUUAACAUCUGGAACAAAUAGUAGUAUACCCAGUCUUUCAACUAAUGCUUUUCCUUCGUUAACUUCAAAUGGAGGUCUUGGGAAUUCUACUAAUCUUUUUUCUACUUCAAUAAGUAGUGGAUUAGGUACAACGACAGGACUUGGUAAUACUAAUAGUCUUUUCUCAAAUUCACUUAAUACUGGGUUUGGAACAAACACAACUACAGGACUUGGAACUACUAAUAGCCUUUUUUCAAAUACAUUUAAUACUGGACUUGGAAAUUCAACAACAGGAAAUAAUAACCCAAUACUGUUAAACCCUCUUUCUAUUUCAUCUUUACCAAUUGGAACUAAUGCUUCAAAAGAUAAACAAAGUAAAGAAAAGUCAUGGGUAUACCAUGACCAAACAUCAAUGAAUCAACCUGACUUUGUAAGACCAGAAGAAAUGAUGUUUAAUACUUCAUGUUGUAUAAUUGAUCCAAAAGUUAUUGACAAAAUAUUAUUUGAUGCUGAAAGAGAAAUUGAAGCAUUACAACCAAAUAUUUCAUAUGACAUUAAACCAAUAGGAUUAAAACAAGGAUAUGUAUGUAAUCCUUCAAUGCAAACAUUAAAAGCUAUGUCAAUCGAACAACUUAAAAAUGUUUCUUCAUUUGAAGUUUCACGACCAGGUUAUGGUAAGGUUAUGUGGUCAAACGUUGAUUUAACAAAUGUUAAUUUAGAUAUAUCUAUUAUUAUAGAACGAGGAUAUUGUGAUGUUUAUCCAGAUGGAAUUCAAAAACCUCGAUUUGGAGAGAAAUUAAAUAAAGAAGCUACUAUUGUUUUAGAGAAUGUUGUUGAUACAUUAGAAGAAUUUAGAAAACUUCUUCCUCGUUUAAGUAAGAAAGUAGAUAUUAAAAGUUAUGAAGAAAAUACUAAAACUGUUACAUUUGUUGUUCCUCAUUUUACACGAUAUUCUGUUAUUGAUGAAGAUAAUAACACACAAGAGAAUGAAGAAGAAGUUAUUGAUUAUGAAAAACAUCAGACCAUAUCAAACAAUAAUCCUGAAUGGAAAUUUCCUGUAGUUGUUCUUCAUAAGAUUGAAUUCAGUCCAUUUGAGAUUGAUAUAUAA
Entamoeba dispar SAW760 is the source of this 1113-nucleotide messenger RNA. RefSeq lists its product as uncharacterized. The record is from RefSeq and is a predicted model, not a curated record. Gene Ontology annotation, cellular component: nuclear pore cytoplasmic filaments; nuclear pore. The transcript has a single exon. The coding region runs from base 1 to 1113 and encodes 370 amino acids. Gene Ontology annotation, biological process: protein import into nucleus; post-transcriptional tethering of RNA polymerase II gene DNA at nuclear periphery; RNA export from nucleus. Gene Ontology annotation, molecular function: structural constituent of nuclear pore. Lineage: Eukaryota; Evosea; Mastigamoebida; Endamoebidae.